AUGACAUCCCCGUUCGCCCUACCAGCAGCCCUUAACCCACCCAUGAUCGGCCGCGAAGCCGUGGUCGAUGCGCUAUACCGGUGCGUUAUGGCCUUUGACACGAAUGACACGGCCCUAUUUAACUCGAGCUUUAUGCCAGACGGCGUGUUUGAGGUCAACAGGCGUGCCAUGGAAGGACUGCCAAAGAUCCACGCCACAGGGCUCGCCCUCAUUUUCUCGGUCGACACGACGCACCUGAUGUCCAACGUGCGUGUUCACAUGAGAACAGGAACUAGGAAAGACGGGGUUGCGCAGGAGAACGAGGCUAGCCUGACGGCUACCGGGCUUUCACAGCACUUCGCUGGGGGUAAGGGCAUGGAGCCGGGUCAGAAUAACUUGUUGGGAGGUAGCUUGUACCGCGGAGAGCUGACCAGGGACAUGGACGGGCUGUGGAAGUUCAGGCACCUACAGAUAAAGUCUACCUGGGUGCAAGGUGAUUAUAGCGUAGUUGGGGGUCCUCUCAACGAGACGGAGCAGUGA
This is a messenger RNA of Lachnellula hyalina, 519 nucleotides long. RefSeq lists its product as uncharacterized. The transcript has a single exon. The record is from RefSeq and is a predicted model, not a curated record. The coding region runs from base 1 to 519 and encodes 172 amino acids. Lineage: Eukaryota; Fungi; Ascomycota; Leotiomycetes; Helotiales; Lachnaceae.